Paralichthys olivaceus (Japanese flounder) is the source of this 1011-nucleotide messenger RNA. Lineage: Eukaryota; Metazoa; Chordata; Actinopteri; Pleuronectiformes; Paralichthyidae. The record is from RefSeq and is a predicted model, not a curated record.
UGCUCGCCUCCCUCACAUUCCUUCCUGUUACGACAUUAGGACGGAGACGUUGCAGUUGUUCACUCCAGCAUCAUGUUUGUGUCCAGGUCGCUCUGCAGCUUCAGAUUCUGCUGCUCUCCACACAAAACUCCACGAAUCCACCCCUUCAGUUCUGUCUGGUCGACCUGCGUCUCCAGUUACAGCAGUGAACCACCGUCCAAAGAUGUGUCUCUUCAUUACAGCCUGGGCCGCCCGGUCCUGUCGCUACGUCUCCCUGCAGGUCGACCGUGUCGCUUCACUUUGACGCCCAUGUUGACCACAGUGGGCGACCUGAUUCGAGACAUCUCGGCAAAAGACCCCGGGAUCCACAGCGCCGCUCUGCUGAAUGGAGAUGGACAGAGAAUCUCCUCCUGCACGUUUAUGGAAACAGUUCUAAAUAAAGAUUUCCAGCUCGUCAUCAAUGGCGUCACAUACAAUGUUCGCUCUCUCGGACAAGGUGCGUCUCAUGAACAUGUGCUGGGUCCGGACGAUAUGAAGUACUUGGUCAAGCUCCUUCACACGGCUCUGAAUGUUCCUCAGCAGCAACACGUCAAACACUCGGCGCUGCUGAUCCAACGGGAACAACUACAACAUCAGCUGAGGCCACUGGAGACUGUGAAAAUCCAGAUGGCGAAGGAGGCGGAGUUGAGAGCCUCCCAGCUGGGGUGGGCGGGGCUUGCCUACCUGUCCCUACAGGGAGGAUUCCUGGGUUACCUCACCUGGUAUGUGUUUGCGUGGGACAUCAUGGAGCCAAUCACCUUCUUCAUCUCCUGCACCACCAGCAUGAUCUUCUUCGCCUACUACAUCCUCACAAAACAGGAGUUCAUGUACACGGAGGCGAGGGAUCGUCAGUUCCUCCACUUCUUCCACCGCAGAGCGUCUCAAAAGAAAUUUGAUCUUCAAAAAUACAACAAGCUAAAAGAUGAGCUGGCCAAGGUGAUGAACACACCAUACUGUCACGCCUUUGAGUACAGAGUGACAUCACAGCAGUGA